AUGGCCUACGAGUACGAGUACGAUGUUGAGAAGAAUAGAAGCGUCGCUGGAGAUGUUCAUAAUGCCAGCAGCGAGCGGAGUAGCCAGGAGAAGAAACGGCCUAGCAUGGGGUACGAAGAUGGCGCUGUGCCUGGAGAGAGCUUCGAAGUCGGCAAUGGUCUAUACGCCAAGAUUCAACGUCUAGCUGGUCGAUUUCAUGUUGAGCAGAGAGGUAUUGAGAGAGUGCCGGAGGAUGAGCGGACGGGCACUGGCUUCAAGGCAUUGCUCAAUGUCUCUACCAUAUGGCUGUCCGCCAACAUGGUCGUCUCCUCCUUCGCGAUCGGUAUUCUGGCCAAGUCUCUCUUCUACCUCGCUGUCGCCGAUGCUAUGCUGGUCUGCCUCUUCUUCAACCUGAUCGGUAUCACGCCAGUCUGCUACUUCUCCUGCUUCGGUCCAAACUUCGGCUUGCGACAAAUGGUUCUGUCACGAUUCUGGUUCGGCUGGUGGGGCGUAAAGCUCAUUGCAAUCUUCAACGUCCUGGCUUGCAUCGGAUGGUCUUCCGUCAACUCGAUCGUCGGCGCACAGCUCAUCCAUACGGUCAACAACGACGUCCCAGGUUUCGCUGGCGUACUCAUCAUCGCCUUCUGCACAAUGAUCGUGUGCUUCUUCGGGUACAAAGUCGUGCACGCCUACGAGUUCUACUCCUGGAUCCCUUCAUUCAUCAUCUUCGUGAUCGUGCUCGGCGUCUUCGCGCAUAGCGGAGACUUUGUCAACAUUCCCUGGGAGACCGGAACCUCUGAAAUGGGCAAUGUACUCUCUUUCGGUGCAACCGUCUACGGCUUCGCAACAGGCUGGACCUCAUACGCCGCCGACUAUACGUCUACCGACCAUCAACCCAAUCGCGCAAGAGAGUCUUCUUCUGGACCUGGCUCGGCUUGA
Molecule: messenger RNA, 918 nt
Organism: Fulvia fulva
Lineage: Eukaryota; Fungi; Ascomycota; Dothideomycetes; Mycosphaerellales; Mycosphaerellaceae
Product: Purine-cytosine permease fcyB
Exons: 2
Coding region: 1-918 (305 amino acids)
Biological process (GO): transmembrane transport
Cellular component (GO): plasma membrane; fungal-type vacuole membrane
Molecular function (GO): transmembrane transporter activity
Source: RefSeq, a predicted model, not a curated record